This is a messenger RNA of Clupea harengus (Atlantic herring), 3738 nucleotides long. RefSeq names its product GRB2 associated regulator of MAPK1 subtype 1 (gene garem1). NCBI's taxonomy places the organism in Eukaryota, Metazoa, Chordata, Actinopteri, Clupeiformes, Clupeidae. Gene Ontology annotation, biological process: cellular response to epidermal growth factor stimulus; epidermal growth factor receptor signaling pathway. The record is from RefSeq and is a predicted model, not a curated record. Gene Ontology annotation, molecular function: proline-rich region binding.
CUCCACUAUGCAGUGAGUAAAGACACCGGUUGAAGUUGCCCAAGCAACCACAGGCGCUAGGAGGAGGAAAUUCUCAUUCCCAGGGACGAGAUUUCUAUGGUUUGAUAUAUGGCAUUUCCUGUCAGUGUAAAUAGACUGUUGAGCUGACAUGGCUUCUGGACAAUUCAGUAUUGUUUUAAACUGAAGACAAAAGAGCAUCAAGGAAAAUAUUCUCCGAUGCAAGAACCAUUAUACAGUGCAAAUGAAUGCGGCGGUGUGUAUGUCAUUGUGUUAGCAAGCUAACAUGGACCUGGGAUCAAUGUUGUACAACAAUUUGAAAGAUGUAACAUGGAGCACGACGACUCUGUCCCUGGAUCGACUUGUCAGUGCCUACAGACUACCGCAAAUUGUGAAACUGGAUGGUGGGCAGACAGUGGAGGGAUUGCGUGAAAAUGACUACCUCUUGCUUCACUCAUGUCGGCAGUGGACCACAAUCACCGCCCAUAGCCUGGAGGAAGGCCAUUAUGUCAUCGGCCCCAAAAUCGAGAUCCCGGUCCAUUACGAGGGCCAGUUUAAGUUACUUGAACAGGACAGAGACGUCAAGGAACCUGUGCAGUACUUCAACAGUGUGGAGGAGGUGGCCAAGGCUUUUCCAGAACGGGUAUACGUGAUGGAGGAAAUCACUUUCAAUGUCAAGAUGGCUUCAGGCGAGUGUAACGAGGACACGGAGGUGUACAACAUCACCCUGAACACGGGCGACGAGCUGACUCUCAUGGGCCAGGCCGAGAUCCUGUACGCCAAGACGGCCAAAGAGAAGUCUCGUUUCAACACCAUCCUCAAGCGCAUCGGCAAGCUCAACUCGCUGGGCAAGCUGGGCCGCGGCAAGAUGCCGUGCCUGAUCUGCAUGAACCACCGGACCAACGAGAGCAUCAGCCUGCCCUUCCAGUGCAAGGGCCGCUUCAGCACGUGCUCGCCUCUGGAGCUGCAGAUGCAGGAGGGCGAGCACAUCAUCCGCACCAUCGUGGAGAAGACACGGCUGCCCGUCAACGUGACCGUGCCUAGCAGUCCGCCGCGCAACCAGCACGACCUGCACCUGAUCCGCGAGGGCCACCGCUACAAGCUGGUCAACAUCCAGACCAAGACGGUGGUGGUGUGCUGCGCGCUGCGCUCCAACAAGGUGCUGCCCGUGCACUUCCCGCUGCACGUGUCCCUGCUGCCGCGCCUGCUGCUGCCCGAGGGGCUCCUGCAGGGGGAGCCGUGGCUGGAGACGGUGGUACACCGCUGGUUCACCUUCUGCCAGGAGCAGUUCAACAUCGAUGACUACUCGCGGGCGGUGCGGGACGUGCGCGUGGACUGGAGCGAGGAGGGCAAGAGCCCCAAGAAGGUUGGGGUCGCUGGGACCGGGGGAGGUGGGAUUAGCGGUGGGAGUGGAAGCGGUGGAGGAGGUGGGGUAGGCGGGAGCAACGGAUGCCCAGGCCACGUCCACCUCCCCAGCUCGUUGAGCUCGGCCCGAGACGAGCUGACGCAGUCCUUCCACCGCCUCUCCGUCUGUGUCUACGGCAGCAACCUCCACGGCAACAGCGAGGUGAACCUGCAGGGCUGCGUGAGCCUGUGCGGGGAGUACGCCCCUCCGGAGCCGCCCGAGACGGAUUACCUGCUGCCCGAGCUGACGGAGAGCAGCCCAGGGCUGGGCUCCCUCAAGUCUGACGUACCCUACGAAGAGCUGUGGCUCGACCACAUUAAGAGCCAGGCGCCAUGCUCUUCCGCGCUAACGCUAACGGAACACUGCAAGCCCGUUGUCAGGGGCAACACGACUCCUGUGCUGCAGUACCCAGUAGGAGGCCCCGCCUGCCCCCUCUUAAGCUCGGACCUCAAUCUACCUCCACCCCCGGUGCCUCCCAAAUCUGAAGCUGUGAAGGAGGAGUGUCGGCUCCUGAACGCCCCACCCAUCCCUCCACGGAGCUCCAAGCAGACGGGUGUCCUCUCGUGUUCCGCCCCGGCCGCCGCCGCUCCGCUUCCCCCGGCCAAAGCCAGGCAGCAGGACACGCGAUCGCCCAGCCCCACCCUCUCCUACUACUCCUCUGGCCUGCACAACAUCAGAAGCGGGGAGAAGGAGGUGUGUGAUUCAGACGAGCAGAGUCAGCCAUGCUACCCGUGCCACUGGCUGCGUGCGGGCGAGGGCUCCGUAGGCGGCACCAGCACCUGCCUGUGCCCCUCGCCCCUGGACGGCACGCCCUCCCGCCUGUCGUGGCCCAACGACUUCUGCGGCGCCGACUCGCGCGCCUCAGGAGACUUUGCCUCCAUCCACUGCCGCAGCUACUCCAGCUACCCUCGCAAGCGCACCCCCGGCACGCCCAAGGCUUGCACCUCUGGCCUGUUUGACUUUGAGGGGAGCCACAGGGGAGGGGGAGUUGCGUCCUCCAAAUCCUCGCUGCAGUCCCACAUGGGCCAGUUCCACACAAAGUCCACCAGCUACACACUGGAGGUGUGCAGAGAUAAGCCCAUUGAGGAGUGCGAUGCCAAACAGAGCCAAUCCUGCCCCAUCUUGCCCCCGAGGACACCCAAGCCAAGUGACGCCAGGAAGGACACGGACAUGGCGACGGCGAUGGUGGCAGCAGCUGAGUCUGACGCCACAGAACUGGUGGACUCUGCUGCAAAGAGCUCAUUUGAACAGCAGCAGCAGCAGCAGCAGCAGGAGGAACAAACCACCACAACCGCGACCGAGGUAUUUGCCAUCUCGCACUCGCACACAGACAUGUUGGAAUCGUCGUGGAAACCACCCACCAACCUGUCAGGAUUGUCUAUUGAGGAGGUGUCGCACUCGCUGCACUUCAUAGGGCUGUCGGAGGACGUGGUGGCCCUGUUUGUGUGCGAGAAGAUCGAUGGCAACCUCCUCUUGCAGCUGACUGAGGAGAUCCUCUCAGAGGACUUUAAGCUAACUAAACUCCAGGUAAAGAAACUGUUGCAGUUUAUUGGUGGCUGGAGGCCCAAAAUGUAGUAAUAAUAAUAAUAAUGAAAAAUAAUAAACCUGAACAAAAAAAAAAUUCAAAACAAAACUAGUCGGUGCAAGGCACAUUAAAUGUGUCACAACUGACGGUACCUUGGCCUUGUGUAUUGCCCUAGACAGUUUUGUAUCUGAACACUAUGCACAUUCAGUGGUGGCCAUUUUGUUUGUCUAAUAUACAUACAUAUAUAUAUGUAUAUAUAUAUAUGGGGUGCUUUUAUGUAUUAACUAUACGGUAUGUCUGUAUAAUAACGAUAUGUAUCUCUGUCUGACUCCCUUCCUGACCUCUGUAAAGACAUGCACAAUGGAAACACUUGCUCAAACCCAAAGCCUUUCACAAAGCUUAAUCAAUUUUGAUUUACACAAACAAUCAUGGAUUAGAGCAAGGAUGGUAAAGAUUGUUGUUUGACAAGGUGAAGUCUGCUAAUGAUGACCGAUUGUUGUACAAUUGUAUAAACAGUGUAAUGAAGUUCUAUGAAGAAACCGCAUUUUUCCCCCCUUCAAUAUUUUGCCAUGAUAAGAUGAGUGAUUUGCUUCACCACCUUGCUAUGGUAAAAAUAAUCCAAUGUCUGUACCCCCUGUUCCUUGUCAGAUGCUUUAUGUUGAAGCAACUGUGAACCCGGCCUGUGAUUGCCUUAGUAUAUAUAACAGGUCUACUAAUAAAGCCAUAUGAACCAGGUGAUUGCCAGUGCAGAAUGCAACUUUUGGGCAUUGCAAAAAAAAAUAAUAAAGAAAAGAGAAUGUUUGUCAACCAA